AUGUUUUACGCCCACUUUGUACUGAGUAAAAAGGGCCCGUUCUCUCGUAUAUGGUUGGCGGCUCACUGGGAUAAAAAGCUCACAAGGGCUCAUGUCUUCGAGACUAACAUUAAUUCCAGUGUCGAAGCCAUAUUGGAGCCUAAGUUAAAGAUGGCUCUCAGAACAUCUGGCCAUCUUCUGUUGGGCGUUGUCAGGAUUUAUUCACGGAAGGCAAAAUAUCUUUUGGCAGAUUGCAAUGAAAUCUAUGUGAAGAUUAAGACUUCGUUCCGUCCAGGCGUUGUCGAUCAGCCAGAUGACUCAAACCGUGAAGCUGCCUUGGCUGCGAUUAAUUUGCCUGAAAAUAUACAGGAUUACGAGGCUACGAUGGCUGCCUUGAACGCUAUUAACCUUAAUACAAUCAACAUAAACCAAAGCCGCCCAGAGGACAUCACAAUGCGCGAGGACUUCGGAGAUGUUAAUUUGGGUCGUAUCGACGAUGAUUUCGGAGAGGGCGCUUUUGAGGAACUACCCAGCCGGGAAAUGUUGCGAGGGGGUGACGGUGGCUAUGACAGUGUCUACGGUCGUGGUACGGACGCCUCGGGUCGCUUUUCUGUUCGCGAAUCUGACCGACCUUCGAUCCGAACCGACAUAGACCCCGAUGACACAUUGAUUGGUGCCAAAGACAAGUCUGAUAAGGUCGCUACUGGUCUUACCCCAGGUGCUGAUAUCGGCUUGGAUGACGAUGACUUCGUUGAACCUCUCUAUGCUGGCGACUCAGACGGCAGCUUCGGUGGGGAUAUAGAGCCGUCAAUUUUCAAUAAUCCCGCUCUGUUUGAGGAUGCCACUACUACCAAUCAGCUGGCCACAUUGGCGGAAGGGCUGACACUAUCUAGCGAACCGGGUGCGACGGCUGCUGAUGGAGGGAUGAAGGAGGGUGGGCCCUCCAUGAUGGGCGUCGAAGUCAUAACUCCCAUUGGCCCCAAAAGCAACGGUGCUACGCCGCAGGUGCCCGACCAGCCACCGCUCCAGCCCCAGGUCACCGCUAAUAUGACACGCAACAUUUCAAACGAUUCUGGGGCUUUCGCUCUCAUGCCUAUCGAUGUCCCUACUGCUGUUACGGAACCACGACGUGCUGCAAAGCGGAAGCGUCGUUUAAUUAUUGAUGAGUUGAAGUCUAUUCCAAGUGACCUUAUGAAGGCUCAGAUGCAGGACACUUCGGAGAUUGUCACCCAGUUGGAUCUAGCCCCGCCCACGAAACGUCUGAUGCGAAUGAAAGAGACCGGCGGAUUGGACAAGCUUUUUACCCUCCCCGGUCGCUCGCUCCCCUCGCGCAUUCUUCAGCGCAUGUUCUCUCGUAACCUUCGCACUCAACCCAUCACCGAUGCUACCGGACAGGACGCGACCCCAUCUUUACUGGCUCCCGACGAAAGCCGUCCUCAUAUUUUCUUCCGCUCGACUGCUCCGGGUCCUGCAGCAUCAGCCAUCGAAGAUCAUCUGCUGUCCGCAGCGGCUACUCCAAGGGACCUUCUGUCAAGCUCCGGUUUUCAUGCUGGAGCGCAUCAGCAAGGAGGCGCACUUGGCCUGGACGCCAUACCCGAGGAGACCAUCUCCGUAAGCAAUCAGUCUGGUUACCCCGGUUACCCUUCCGCCUCAGCAGACCACCAUCCACACCGUCAAGGUGACAAGGCCACUGUUGAUCUCCACAACGACCACCACGAUCUUCUGGGUAUGUCGAUAAAAGUGCCUCUACUAGCUCUCGCUUGCAUGCUAACUGAACUUUCCUCUCAUACUGAUGCCAGGCGUCCUGGUCACGCCGAUAACACCCUCACCAAUCUGCAUGAUCCUUUUCUGGCGGCCACCGCGCGUCCAACGGACAUUCCGGAGCAUCACCACGUGCAUCCAGGUGCCAGCGACGACGAUAUGGAGGACGAUGACAACAAUUUCCCUCUCGAUGCUCAGUAUCUUGAACCCCCUUCGGUUCUCUCUGAGGCCUCACAGGGCAUCCUGUUAGAACACGAUUUAGACGGGACCGGAGACCGUGGGGGUCGUGGGUCACGCGGAGGCCAUGGCUUAAAUUUGGCAAGUGAGUUUGGUGGGCCGAGGGACGAUGAGGACACCAUGCCGGCUGCUCCCUCCGUUGGUGGCGAUUUGAGCCGAGAGGUAUUGGGGGGUGAGGAGAUUGAAGAGGAGCGACGCUUGGAGAAGCGCUCCAAGGACAUGCUGCGUCGACUGCGAGCACACGUUGCGCAGCAUGGCUGGGGUGAAACUGGCAUCUCGUUGCUGGCGAUGUGUGAGGGAAAUAGCAAGAAACAGGCGGCUUCCAAGUUCUACACAAUGCUUCUCUUGCGGAAGCAAGGCUCCGUGCGGUUGUUCCAGGAUGCGCCCUAUUCGGAUAUCCGGGUGUGUCGAGGUCCCGCGUUUGUCGGACCCGCGGAGACGUGA
Molecule: messenger RNA, 2421 nt
Organism: Echinococcus granulosus
Lineage: Eukaryota; Metazoa; Platyhelminthes; Cestoda; Cyclophyllidea; Taeniidae
Product: Double-strand-break repair protein Rad
Exons: 8
Coding region: 1-2421 (806 amino acids)
Biological process (GO): replication-born double-strand break repair via sister chromatid exchange; synaptonemal complex assembly; mitotic sister chromatid cohesion
Cellular component (GO): cohesin complex; synaptonemal complex
Molecular function (GO): protein binding; chromatin binding
Source: RefSeq, a predicted model, not a curated record